Molecule: messenger RNA, 1764 nt
Organism: Perkinsus marinus ATCC 50983
Lineage: Eukaryota; Perkinsozoa; Perkinsida; Perkinsidae
Exons: 15
Coding region: 1-1725 (574 amino acids)
Cellular component (GO): mitochondrion
Molecular function (GO): GTP binding
Source: RefSeq, a predicted model, not a curated record
AUGGACCAUACCAAACAGGGGUAUGUUCCAAAGGCCGUUGCAGACACAUUCCGGGCUGGUCGUAAGAAGGUCUACAACACCCCUAGAGGAGUCCUGGUAGAUGAGGCGGAUCGUGGCAGCGCGCCGGGUGAAGUGGUUAAAGUGGAAAGCAGCAAGUAUAAGAUGAAGACGAGGCUUAUAUAUUGCCAACGGUGCUUUGUACUACAGCAGUAUCACCGCUUACCCGAUCCUAAGCAAGAGGAGGAUAGGCUCAGGCGGAGGGAGAUCGAUGAGGGGCCUCCCGUAGAGGAGGCCAUAGACGAGGAGGAGGAAGGGGAGGACGAGGACUCGAUACAAAUAGAACCUUUACAAGAGCUGGACGAUGACGAGCUGGCUGAGGUCUCCAAGCAGACCUCUAUGGGGUAUUACCGUAUGAAAGGCGGGUACCAGUGGCAGGAAGAAGAGGAGAUCGUUGCUAAGGUUGUUAAGAGCAUCAGGAAAGACUCACUCGUCCUCAUGUUGGUGGACAUUCUGGACUUUGAAAGCUCCAUCGUGCCCGAGCUGUUCGAGUCGUGUCGACAGAAGAACCUCCAAGUGAUGUUCGUUAUUAAUAAGAUAGAUGGCAUCCCCUUCUACGAGAAGAAGAAACAUCAGAUUCGUCAGUGGGCCACCCGAAUGAGUCGUCAGAUCAAGAACGCUCACUGGUCGGAUGUGGUUCUCGUAUCUUCACUCAACGGUACGGGCUUUGCAGAAUUGGAAGACCGGAUGCGACAGUACCUCUCAGCCGAUAAGCCCAGGUGGAUAUACAUCGUGGGAAGAGUGAACACGGGCAAGAGCACAUUUGUUAACCGCUGGCUACGCCAUAUCGGUUACACCCAUCUUGGGACCGUCAACUACAAGCGUGGCACAGGUGGCAUCACGCGCUCGCCCGUCCCUGGCACCACAAUGCAGUUUGUGACUUUCGGCCUGCCUCGAAAGUUCCGUCUGGUCGACAGUCCCGGCAUCCCCUCCAAAGUUCAACUCAGUAGCUUCCUUGAGGACCCCAAGGACCUAUACGAUCUCUCGUUGUGUCGGCAGCACCCUGUGCGGCCCGUCACACAUACGAUCAAACCAGGGAGAUCGCUCAUCAUUGGGGGCGGCCUGGCUAGGAUAGACCAUAAGGGUGCAUCGACUCAGGGGAUGCACGCCCAACCGGUGUUCCUUUCCUGCUUUGUGAGUAACAAGGUUACUCUACAUGUAAUUGACACGAAGAAAGCUGAAGACUUCCUCACUCGGAAAAAAGGUACGUUCAUGUACCCUCCUCAUUCUGCUGAUGCCAAAUUGCCUCCUCUUACCAAACAUAACGUCGAAGUGUACGCCCCGAAUCCUCAUACAGCGAUGGAUGACAUUUCUAUAGCAGGGCUAGGAUGGAUCACCGUGUACGGGUAUGGUCACGAGGAGCUCACUGUAUGGGUGCCUGAGGGCGUUAAGGUGUUCCGCCGGCCUGCAAUGCUGCCCUUUACCAUCCGACAGAAAGGCGUGUCGGAGUUCCAUCCUCGAGCUCGAGGAAGGGGACAGAAAGUUGCGAGCGAGAAAUUCAAACAAGUUCAUGACAAGAAUCUUCGUGAGAAGUGGCGCUCACAGACGGCAGCAAGAGAAGCUUCAUUCGUUGGUUCAGUGGAGUCCGCUCCCUCAGAAGGCACUCCCUUCGUCGAGGAGCACUCAGACAGUGUUCGAACCGAAGCUACCGCAGAGUCGCAUUCAUGAUCAAAUACAUCCCUCAAUCACGUUUCUGAUUGCUGUUUC